AUGUCCCUCGGAAAAUUAUAUACCUACCCAAAGGCCCCUCGGUCCACCAUGGUGGUGUUUGUCGUCAAGUACCUCAAGCUCGACGUGGAAAUCUGCAACGCCUUUCCGAUCAAAGUCUAUCCAGAGAAAGGGGGCGUCGGAGAGGAGUAUCUCGCCAAAUUCCACACUGGAAAAGUCCCGGCAUUCGAGACUGCAGACGGUUUCUGUGUCUACGAGAGUAACGCCGUCGCGUGGUUUCUCUCUCACCAGGACCCGAAGAGCACACUCCAUGGUUCCAACCUACGAGAGGAGACGACUAUUCUUCGCUGGGCUUCGUUUACCAACUACGAACUCCUUCCGCCAAUUAUGGCCUGGAUCCAACCCAUCAUUGGCAGAGCACCAUCCAGCCCCGAGAUCCUAGAGAAAGCCGAAGAGGGCUGCGAGCUCACAGUCCACGCCGUCGAGAAAGAGAUCAAGGGGAAGCAGUACCUGGUCGGCGACACCCUGACCUUGGCUGAUUUGUUUGUUGUCUCGGGGUUGGCGAGGGGGUACCAAUAUGUCUUCACGAAGUCGUGGGCAGAAAGGCAUCCCAUAGUCCAUGACUACUACAUGCGCAUCCGCAACGACCCAGAUGGCAUCUUCGACAGCAUCCUGGGUCCUAAUGUCAUUAAGGACGUGGCCAGCGGUACAUACCCUGACUACGAUGGGCUGUAG
Molecule: messenger RNA, 693 nt
Organism: Aspergillus versicolor CBS 583.65
Lineage: Eukaryota; Fungi; Ascomycota; Eurotiomycetes; Eurotiales; Aspergillaceae
Product: glutathione S-transferase family protein
Exons: 3
Coding region: 1-693 (230 amino acids)
Biological process (GO): translational elongation
Cellular component (GO): nucleus; cytoplasm
Source: RefSeq, a predicted model, not a curated record